Molecule: messenger RNA, 5256 nt
Organism: Anopheles merus
Lineage: Eukaryota; Metazoa; Arthropoda; Insecta; Diptera; Culicidae
Exons: 2
Coding region: 176-1330 (384 amino acids)
Biological process (GO): positive regulation of protein ubiquitination; SCF-dependent proteasomal ubiquitin-dependent protein catabolic process
Cellular component (GO): SCF ubiquitin ligase complex
Molecular function (GO): protein binding
Source: RefSeq, a predicted model, not a curated record
AUUACGUGAGCUUGCUCUCGGACGCUUGUCAGUUGAACUUGACAUUGGCGACGCAUUUACAGCGAUCGCGUUGUUGUGAUAGUUUGUACGCUAACGAAAAGGUUAGCUUUUCCUGAAAAUAAGAAGUGGAAAACUCAACAAGCGAGUGUUUGUGUGUGCCAGUUCAAUCAACACGAUGUGCGCCACAUACGAAAGUGACCUCCAUUUCGAUGAUCUUCCUUUCGAGUUGGUUUGCGAAAUAUUUGACUAUCUGCCCCUGCGGGAUGUCAAAACGGCCUCGUCCGUGUGCCAGCGCUGGAAUGCCAUCAUCUUCUCGGAGGUGUACAUUCACCGGUUUCACCUGCAGCUAAAUCUCGACUACUCCCUCCCCGUGCUGAAGCAGAUGGCCCAGCUGCUCGAGGCUAGUGACCGCGAGUACUACAGCGUAGUGCUGCGGGCCAACCUUGGCAGCCCGCUGACGGACGCACGGUUGCGAAUAGUGAAGCUGAUGAUACGUCUGUUGGCGUCUCGCUCCGAGUCGCUGUACUUUAACAUGGCUGACUUUAGAAUAGAGUCGUGCGUUUCCGAACGGUUGUUGAGGGGCCGCAAGCUACAGGUCAUCGACACCCGGGCCAAGUACAUACCGCUCGGGAUGGGCUUGAAGGAGUCGAUGCUGGCCGCAAUCUGCGAGUAUGCGGUCGAGCUGGUGGAUCUGGUCAUUGCCGAGAUGAACAUCAACAACCCGAAGGCGCUCGUACCGCUGUCCUCGCUCAAGCAUCUGAAGCUGCUGCUGAUCAGUGACUACUACCCGUACGUGAAACCGCCGGAACCGCCAAUCAAUCUGCCGGGCCUCGAGAACCUGUCAUUGAUCAAGGUGACAGAUGAAUCGUGCCAUUACUUUCGGGUGGACAACCUGAAGCGCUUCUUCAUCCACUCUACCGGCACGGAUGCACCGCGCACGAUGGACUUUAUCACGCAGAACAUAACGCAAGUGAGCCGGCUGUGUUUGCACUUUACCGCACGCUCCAUCCAGGCCGAGGUGAUCUUUGGGUGGCUAGAUCGAUUCCCGAACCUACUGGCAUUGGAGCUCGCGGGCGUGGCACUACCCGGAGACGUUCUGAAGGAGCUCAGCCCGGCUAAUCGUUUACAGAAGCUUAUAUUUGUGUCCUGUCAUUUGGAAACGCUGCAGCUGGACGGUUUACUCGAGAAGCUGGCCAAGCUGCGAUUGCUGUGCUUCGAUGGAUGCUCCCUGUUCCACAAGCAGUCGGGUUUCCAUCCCGUCCACUACGACGACAUUGAGGGACUCCGGCAGCGACUGCCACACUGUCGGAUCAUGCUGGACUACGAUUGAUGCAAGGCGGUACAGGGGUUCUCAUGAAUGCUACUCUAACUCCUUCCCAUCCACCGUUUGUCCGAUGCUUUCGAGUAGAAUAAACACAUCAUCCGUCAAAAGUUCCUUCGGAAUGUCCCGAGUUCUUGAAGCUCUUGGCGUCAGCAGCAUGAUGAGCGUUGAAUGCUGUAAGAAUCCCAUCACAAGCGUUAGAAAAGACGCACGAUAAAACCGGUGCAGCAGCAGCAACAGCAUUCUUGCACACACAUAAAGGGAGUAAUCUCUUGGAACAGUUCUUUGUUGCAGGGGGUACGAUACAGUGCACGGAUCUCGCCGUAAUCGUGUUACGGAAUUUAUAAUGCAAGGUUCUCGCAGCCCGUUGCAGCCGCCUGCACCGACACACUGUUGCCACUGCGAAUCUAAACCACAUUCAUCCGACCGAGGAAACUCUAAAGUGGACCACAAAGAGAUGUCACCUUCGUGUCGUGUAUCGCUCGGGCUUUUUUCUCGUUCUGUUUUCGCACUUGACGGCAGCAUAAAAGCUAUACCAUCCUCGGGUUGAUGGUCUCGGGUCUUUAUGGAUCGUUCCUUUCCCUUGCCAUUCUACGUUUGAGAUGUACUUUUUCUGUGAUCCUUGUAUUUCCACACUCUUCGCCCUCUCUCUUUCCUUUGACGCACUGUAUUAAGCUCGGGAUGAAUCUUUGCAUGCGUUUCGAGCGCCACUGGCAGACAUGGAACACACGGAACACAGCGAACAUAACACUUUCCAUGGCAAUCGGUGUGGUGAUAAGAGCGUCGCUAAGAGGGGAGGUUUCCCGCUCUGGACGAAGGUAUGCUCUUGUUGCCGUGCCGCGUGGUGCAAGGUUGAUUGUGCCGUUUGCUUUCUUCGUUUGGUACCGAGAUGAUGCAUCUCUUCGAAAUUUCCGUCUGCUGCAGCUGCUGUUGGGUUUUAUCUUGCCGCUCAAUUUGCACCCACCAGACGACAAUGAUGUCGAAUGACGGAGGGUGUCAAUUUUUAGGCGAAAUCGUUUCUUUGUAUGGCAAAUGUAUCUCUUUUAGUGUGCGAGUAAAAGGCAUGAAAUAGAGAUGAACAUAAGAUAAAAUGUUUAGCAAAACAUUCAUUCUUCUGUUUCGGUUUCGUUUUGAUCGUUGCAAAAGAAAGGAAAUACUUUCACUCCUCGGUAGUGUUUUCUUUCGAAUGAUGAAGUUUAAACAAGGCAAAGUAUGGAAUCUAAAAGAAACAUUAUUUUACACUCAUGAUGAUAAAAAUGUUCCUACAGACUUUUGUACUAUUUUGUAGGUUUCGUUUUUCAUUUGAUAAAUUUAAGAUAAAGUUGACCUUGUUCGUUAUAAUAUAUUGAGUUCUUUUUCAUUUCUAAAGCAUUUUGCGUAAAUGUUCUACGACCAUACACAACCGUACUAGAAUAAUUACAAUGCCAUUAACGGGCGGAAGCGAUGUUGAAAAAAGGAUUUGUUUUGUGCGCCAGCUGGUGAUGCCCUUUGGCAAGUGAACAUUCACAGCGUCAAUCUUCAGCGUCAUUCCGGUGAGAAAUUAUAUCCCCUUUUUCUAUUCCACUUUGCUUUCCGACGUUUUUCGCACUUUAAUUACAAUGGUUGUUUUUUCCAUCGCAUCUGCUCUGGAAGCAGGACGAACGACCGUCAAGGACGAGAGCAGGGCAAUACGUAACGUAAAUGAGCGUAACUUUGCAUCCUUGAUGAUGACGGUACGUAGAGAGAAAAAAACCAUUCCACCCAGAGCAACGUUAGAAGAGUGAUAACGAGAACCUAGGCCAGGUAAAAGGAAGCACAACACCUUCACCGGUACAUUUCAAAGAGGCGGAUUCGAAUUGAAGGGCCGCCGACGAUCAGUCAGCGAUGAGUUUCAUUUGCACGUCCCAAUAUAUAGGUCACCAGGGAAUGAGGAAAUGAAUGGGCAAGGAAUAGAGAAACGAUACAAAAACAAGAAAGGGAAAAAAUAGUUCCAGGCCUACGCUAACGGUCCUGGGCGUUGGGAGGGCAAGGGCUCAUCGCAUCCGUCUCGUUCACUCGUGUGAAAACCCUUCACGACGGGCUGAUGGAGAAGCAAAACCGGUCAGAAUCCCGGUAUGGGGCGAUGCGGAUGAGGUCGAGGUGGGCCUGAAAGUGGGCAGAAACUCGGAACUUGGAUCGGAUUUACACCAAACGAGGCCUGUUGCGCGUAGUAGCAGCGUUACGGGCAAAAGACGGGUAGCUGAUGAGUUGCCAACGCCAACUAAGUUGCGUAUCCGAGAUCCUUUCCAGCCUCCGUAACCUAUCCGGCUAAUUCGUUCCGAUGAUGGAAAGAAAUCGUUACCAAACACACAGAACAAGAAUACGUUACGUGUAUGAAUGUUUUUUCCUACUCCAUCACCCCAAGGAGUGCUUGCUUUAUGAAAAAUGUUUCUCGUGAGUGCGCGGCUGGUGCGCUGGAAGAAAUCAUUCAUUCAUCACGGCCGUACAUCAUGGAUAAUCGUUCUGAUGAUGCUUACCGUUUCGGCGGAAAUUCGCCGAACUAAUGGCAAGCAGCCGGAAGAAACUUGCGAAACUCGUGGCAACGGCUCAACACACUCACUACAACAUGGUUUGCACGAUUGAAUGGGCCCAGCAUGCCGCCAUUGGCGGAGGGUGUGAACGCAAGUCAAACACUACUGCCGUAUCGAGGCAACGGUUCACUUAAAGGUCUCUAUUGACGGUUCGGGUAUUUAUGGAUUCUUGCGUAUGGUUUGCGUUUCGGUUUCAGUUUCAGACUCUACAUUCCGUUUAUCUUUACUCUUCAUUAGACGGAAAGUUAUUCUGUUUCUUUUUAUUACUAUCUUCCACCCCUCCCGAAGUCCGUUCGGUCAGUGCUGUGAAUUUGGAGAGUUUAUUACAAAUUUCGUUAUGUACAUAAAUUUAACCUAGUUCUUGGUCCGGGCACCGGCAAACGUUUUCCUACCCCGUCCACUGUCCGAACGUGGAAGUGUUUUUCUUCUCACUAUAUUUUCCCAAACCACUACGCAGCCCUUGUUGGUUGAUUGCGUACAACGAAAGUAAUGAAUUUCCAACACAACCUCAGCUCGAGAAGAAAUGACCGAAUGGUCAACCUGGCUAUAUUCAGUGUCGGGCUUUUCCUUUCGCCUAUGAACGCACCGGCCUCAGCGACCUUUUGUGCUUGCAUUUUUCAACACGGAGUGGAAAAUCACUUGAAAAGACACCGACAGAGUGGUCCAAGAGCCGAGUGACUUCUGGAAACGGUUCACGCGCGUAAAUUACUCACACGCGAACCUAUCUUGGCUUGGGUAGUCAGUAGCACUGGGCUGCAGAGUAACGUACCUUAGAGCGUGCCCAUUUAGUACCCCCAGCGUAACGGGUCCAAAAUUUGCCUGCAUACAUUUUUUUGCUGAUUUGUGUUUGAAUUUGUCUUCUUGUCUUCUGUCCACUGUCGGCUUAGGAAGGUUUGUGUGGUUGAGAAGUUGAAGCACCAGCUGGGACCGAGCAUAAUUAGAGUCAUGUCAAGUGAAAAAGGAGAGUACAUAAAGGGGAGAAAUUAUGUACCGGGAUGACAACAGAAGCGACCUGAUAGGCCAUGUUGCAAAUUCACUUUACUUUCUUUUUAAAUGGCAAACUGCCACAAAAACAUUCAAAUAGAAUAAUUUAGCAAUUUUGUUUUAACUUCAAAGUAAAAUGUCUAAGAAAUCUACUCUUAUAACUUUUGUGAAAUGAGUGACUUUGCGGCUACUUCAAUCCAUACAUUUUAAUACGAAAUUUAAGUAAUUAAAAAAAAAUCUUUAAAGCUUCUUAAGAUAAAUUUACUGCAAAGAGUACUUUUGAUAAGUUAUCAGAUGUAAAGGAAACAAUAAAACGUUUCCCUCCAGCAAACACCGAUCGAAUAAAAAGGUGCGACUCGUUGUUGUUUAUAACUGGCUUAUUAAUGAAACUCCUCUUAAAAC